CUGCUAGCUUCCCGGAUCAGCGACCACCCACCGGCUGCCUCCAACACUCGGCCCCACCAAAAUCGCACGGUUCAGCGAGCCCAGAACCAACCUUCGCGAUUUAGUAGUGGACAAUCGCGCGCCGUGAUUAGAUCGAGGUUGGAAAACGGCAAACACACGGGAAAAGUGCGCUAGCUAGGCCAUUUUGCGCGAAGCUGAUCUUAGAGGGGUUGGCGUCAGAACGCGUACGCAAAGUUUGGGCCCUUCGCGAAAAAUUAUUUAUUGGCCCCCCCUAAAAAAGUGACGUAAUUUCGGUGAAAGGGUUCUACCGAUUUGAGGGGAUCGCCAUUUGGGGAAACGGCUGUUUAAUAUUCUGCUCAAGUGCGGCGGGCUGUUUAUGCGAUAAUCGCAAGUCAAGUGAAAGUUCUGUGAGUGGUUUUUGUUUUAUUCGAAAAGAUAAUUGUUAAGUAGUGUUUUUAAACAUGAAUUGGAGGGUGACAUCUAGAUUUGCAAUCAAAGCGUUGCAACUGCUGGUCAUCUGUGCUGUGAUUGGAAUAGUUCGUGGUAAUUCCAACCAACAGACCAGAGUCCAUGAUCCGACCCAAAUUCAACACGUGCUGCGGCAAAAUCCUCCCCCACGUAAUCCAUUUCUGCAGUGGCUGGCUGGAUUGAUUGCCACUACCUCGACGACGGAAGCGCCCACUCUGGAACCGCCGACCAAUUGUAAAACUUGCAAAUGUGGUCGCACCAACAAGCCAACCCGAAUCGUCGGAGGAACGGAAACCCGGGUCAAUCAGUACCCCUGGAUGGCGAUGCUCCAGUACGGGGGAACGUUCUACUGUGGGGGAACACUGAUCAGCGAUCGACACGUCCUAACGGCUGCGCAUUGCGUGCACGGAUUCAAUCCGGCCAAGAUCAGCGUGGUGCUGAUGGAACACGAUCGAUCGGACCAAAAGGAAGCGGAAACCAUCACGAGUUCGGUCAUCCGGGUGAUCAAACACAACGGAUAUAAUCCGAACAACUACAACAGCGACAUUGCGUUGCUCCGGUUGAACAAGACGAUCGACUUCGAUGACAAAAAGAGGCCUGUUUGUAUGCCAUCGAAGAAAAAAUCUUUCUCUGGUUAUGAUGGAAUUGUGACCGGUUGGGGAGCGACGUCGGAAAACGGUCAGAUUUCGGUCAAUCUGAGGGAGGUGACGGUGCCGAUCAUGUCCAACACCGAGUGCCGCAUGAGUGGGUACGGCGAGACGCGCAUUACCGAGAACAUGAUGUGCGCCGGCUAUCCGAUGGGCAUGAAGGACUCGUGCCAGGGCGACAGCGGCGGUCCGAUGCAUGUGAUCAAUCAGGAUAUGAGGAGCGAUAAUAUCCACCAGAUCGCGGGUAUUGUGUCCUGGGGCGAAGGCUGUGCCAAGCCGAACUAUCCGGGGGUUUACACGCGGGUCAAUCGGUUCCACACUUGGAUCACGACAAAUGCCGCUGAUGGUUGUUUCUGCUCGGAAAUCCGAAAAGUUAUCAAGGAUGAACCCGAAAAGGCUGUUGAACGACAGGACAGUGCAUUCCUGGAGUGGCUUGAGCUGUUGACGGGGGUAGCUCGGCCCGGACCGCCACUCAAACCGGCUGAAAACUGUACGGAAUGUAAAUGUGGUCGGACAAAUCAGGUGAAGCGCAUCGUUGGAGGCAUGGAAACACGAGUCAACCAGUACCCUUGGAUGGCCAUCCUGAAGUACGGGGGUUCGUUCUACUGUGGCGGAACACUGAUCACAGAUCGUCACGUAAUGACUGCGGCUCACUGUGUCCACGGCAUCCGCAGACAACGGAUUACGGUUACACUGAUGGAUCAUGAUCGUACCGUGGAUGAGGACGCGGAAACCACUACGGCCAAAGUGGAACGCAUCUUCAAGCACAACUUGUACAAUCCGUUGAGGUAUGAUAACGAUAUCGCUAUCCUGAAGCUGGACCAGGUGAUAACGUUCAACGACAAAACAAGACCGGUUUGCCAGCCUUCGCCAGAUGAGUCCUUUGCUGGAUAUGAUGCCAUUAUUACCGGUUGGGGUACCACAUCGCAGGGAGGUGAAGUAUCGUCCACCCUCCUGGAGGUGACGGUUCCGGUCAUGACCAAUGAAGAAUGUCGGAAUACAUCGUACGGCGAGAGUCGCAUCACGGAUAAUAUGCUGUGUGCUGGACUCCCCGAUGGUGGCAAGGAUUCCUGCCAGGGCGACAGCGGUGGUCCGCUGCAUAUUAUCGAUCGUGGAUCGGAAUCGGAAAUGAUCCACCAACAGGCCGGGGUUGUGUCCUGGGGUGAAGGCUGUGCCAAGCCGGAUAAACCCGGGGUCUACACUAGGGUGAACCGGUAUCUGGACUGGAUCCGGAAUAAUACCAUCGAUGGGUGCCACUGCACUCAAUGAUUGUAUUUCUUUUAAUCUUUUAGUGAAAAAUAUUAUCUUCAUUGCCAUAUUUAUUUUAUUAAAUUAAUUAGGAAAAAUAUUUAUUAUACAUUUCAAUAUUCUUAAUUGGUUUGAAAAAUAUUUAUAUAGGUAAUAGGAAAAAGUAAUAAAAAGACAAAAAGUAA
This is a messenger RNA of Uranotaenia lowii, 2548 nucleotides long. RefSeq names its product transmembrane protease serine 9-like. Bases 462 to 2384 code for a protein of 640 amino acids. Lineage: Eukaryota; Metazoa; Arthropoda; Insecta; Diptera; Culicidae. The transcript has 8 exons. Gene Ontology annotation, biological process: proteolysis. The record is from RefSeq and is a predicted model, not a curated record. Gene Ontology annotation, molecular function: serine-type endopeptidase activity.